GUGUGCCACAGGUGAGGCGUGGCAGGAGAUCAUGCUGGCCAGCCUGCCGGGCAAACGCUGCGACCCCGAGUCGGACGCGGAGCCGGGGGAGGAAUUUACCUGCGGCAGCAACUUCGCCAUCGCUUAUUUCAUCAGCUUCUUCAUGCUCUGCGCAUUCCUGAUCAUCAACCUGUUCGUGGCCGUCAUCAUGGACAACUUCGAUUACCUGACGCGGGACUGGUCCAUCCUGGGCCCGCACCACCUGGACGAGUUCAAGCGCGUGUGGUCCGAGUACGACCCGGCUGCCAAGGGCCGCAUCAAGCACCUGGACGUGGUGACGCUGCUGCGCCGGAUCCAACCCCCACUGGGCUUCGGGAAGCUCUGCCCCCACCGCGUGGCCUGCAAGGUCUGGGGGGGCUCCCGUGGGGGGCCCUGGGGUGGUCCCGGGUGGGGGGCACCCGAGUUUACCCUCCCUGGUCCCCCCCCCAGCGCCUGGUGGCCAUGA
Messenger RNA from Corapipo altera (White-ruffed manakin), 484 nucleotides. Its product is annotated as voltage-dependent L-type calcium channel subunit alpha-1D-like. Gene Ontology annotation, biological process: calcium ion import across plasma membrane. Gene Ontology annotation, cellular component: voltage-gated calcium channel complex; membrane. The transcript has 3 exons. The record is from RefSeq and is a predicted model, not a curated record. The annotation marks the transcript as partial. Gene Ontology annotation, molecular function: high voltage-gated calcium channel activity. Lineage: Eukaryota; Metazoa; Chordata; Aves; Passeriformes; Pipridae.